AUGCCGAGAUCCAUUGCAGUCAUCGCGGGUGUUGGACCCGGCACCGGGAGUGCCGUUGCCCGUCGGUUUGCGCAGGCGUACCCGGUAGUCCUGUUAGCUCGAUCGCAAGAGUCCCUGGAUCCAUUGGCGAAGGACAUCACGCAGACGGGUGGUGCUGCAAUUGGCAUACCCACUGAUGUGACUAGCACCUCGGGUAUGACUUCGGCCAUGGAUCGAAUCAAGACGCAAUUUGGGCCGGAUCUGAGCAUUGCGGCGGCGAUCUACAACGUGGCCGGCAAAUUUACACGGAAACCCUUCUUGGAGCAAAGCGCCGAGGAGUUUCUCGGGGCCCUGGAACCGACCGUCAAGGGCGCCUUCAACUUUGCACAGGCCACCCUUCCUUUGAUGUUGAGUGGAACCGACGCGCAAUAUCCACCCACCCUGAUAUUUACGGGUGCCACCGCCGCGCUUAAAGGAGGGUCUGGGCUUUCUGGGUUCGCCAUGAGCAAAUUUGGCAUCCGUGCUAUGUCCCAAUCCCUGGCACGCGAAUUCGGUCCUAAGGGUGUUCACGUCUCACAUGCGAUCAUUGAUGGGAUCAUCGAUACCGAGAAGACGAAAAGCUAUAGUCCGGAUCUACCGGAUUCGAAAAUUGACCCCAACUGGAUCGCGGAGUCGUACUGGUUUUUGCACACCCAGCCGCGGACAUCGUUUACGCAUGAAUUGGAUUUGCGGCCGUAUUCCGAGACUUGGUGA
This is a messenger RNA of Penicillium canariense, 732 nucleotides long. RefSeq lists its product as uncharacterized. The record is from RefSeq and is a predicted model, not a curated record. The transcript is spliced from 3 exons. Lineage: Eukaryota; Fungi; Ascomycota; Eurotiomycetes; Eurotiales; Aspergillaceae. Bases 1 to 732 code for a protein of 243 amino acids.